UCAUCUGUUAAUGCUGAAGGGAAGGAAGGUGAGAUUCUGCCUCCAACUAUUCAAAAGCUCAUGAAAGGAUACAACAAAUACCUGCGCCCAUUUUUUGACAAUGGGCCUGUUACAGUUGGAAUGAGCUUGGACAUUGCCAGCAUCGACACAAUAUCAGAAAUUAACAUGGAUUACACAGCGACUAUAUUUCUAAGGCAGCGCUGGACAGAUGAAAGACUUUGCUUUGAAAGCAAUAAGAGCCUUAGUUUAGAUGGCCGGCUGGUGGAAUUACUUUGGGUACCAGACACAUUUAUAGUAGAUUCGAAAAAGUCUUUUCUGCACGACAUGACCGUUGAAAAUCGGCUAAUUAGAAUUUAUCCAAAUGGAACAGUUCUUUAUGCAUUAAGGAUAACCACAACAGUUGCGUGUAGCAUGGACCUAACUAAGUAUCCGAUGGACAAACAAACAUGUACUUUGUAACUGGAAAGCUGGAGUUACAACACUAAUGACGUUAUGUUUUACUGGACAAGGGGAAAUGAUUCUGUUCGAGGACUGGAUGCUCUGCGUUUGGCCCAAUAUGCAGUGGAAGAUCAUUACACAUCUGUGUCUGAAGCUGUGUAUGAAACUGGUCGUUAUCCAAAGCUUGUGUUUCAUUUUGACCUGAAAAGAAACAUUUUGUAUUUCAUCCUUGAGACAUACGUACCAUCCAUCCUGCUGGUUGUCCUCUCAUGGGUGUCCUUUUGGAUAAGUCUGUCAUCUGUGCCAGCUAGGAUAUGUAUAGGUGUAACAACAGUCCUAACCAUGACAACACUUAUGAUGGGAGCCAGAACAUCUCUGCCAAAUGCCAACUGCUUCAUAAAGGCAAUAGAUGUCUACCUUGGAAUCUGCUUCAGCUUUAUAUUCGGGGCUUUGUUAGAAUACGCCAUUGCUCAUUUUUAUACUUUGCAUCAACCACACCAAAAGAAUUCCACUAUAAAGAAACUUGUUGCUGAAGAUGAAGCCGACAUGAAUGGUACAAUAAGUGCUGUGUCCGAUGGACAAAGUCACCAAACGGAACCUCCAGAUGAAAUCGGGAACGGGAAAAAAAAAAUAAAGAGUCCGGUGGAUCCAGUUCUGAAACGAUUGCUCUGUGUAUUUUACUGUUUUCAAGUGCAAAACCCACACGACAUAGACAAUUAUUCCAGGAUAUCUUUCCCGCUGUCCUUUAUGAUCAUAAAUGUUUUUUAUUGGGCAUAUUAUUUGUAUUUUUGAAUUGAUACUGAAGACUGUAAUGAUGCACUGAGUACGUAAUUUCUAACGUAUUAUAUUGCCAUGGCCAAGAAUAUUCUCAACAACCCAUUUUAUAGAGCCAUGGAGAAAAAAAACAUGGCCAUUCCAAAUAAAUGUGACAUUUUUUAUAAAAUAUAUGUUUUCUUACAGAGGCAUAACCUUUUAAAAAUACAGGUAUGGGAC
This is a messenger RNA of Xenopus tropicalis (tropical clawed frog), 1431 nucleotides long. Its product is annotated as provisional ortholog of gamma-aminobutyric acid type A receptor subunit pi. Gene Ontology annotation, cellular component: membrane; apical plasma membrane. The transcript has 8 exons. Gene Ontology annotation, biological process: monoatomic ion transport; monoatomic ion transmembrane transport. Gene Ontology annotation, molecular function: transmembrane signaling receptor activity; extracellular ligand-gated monoatomic ion channel activity; monoatomic ion channel activity. The record is from RefSeq and is a predicted model, not a curated record. The annotation marks the transcript as partial. Lineage: Eukaryota; Metazoa; Chordata; Amphibia; Anura; Pipidae.